Messenger RNA from Vitis vinifera (wine grape), 2131 nucleotides. RefSeq names its product receptor-like protein EIX1. The record is from RefSeq and is a predicted model, not a curated record. Gene Ontology annotation, molecular function: protein binding. The transcript is spliced from 2 exons. Bases 186 to 1997 code for a protein of 603 amino acids. NCBI's taxonomy places the organism in Eukaryota, Viridiplantae, Streptophyta, Magnoliopsida, Vitales, Vitaceae.
AAAACAGUUUUUAAUACAAAAAUUAUGAAUUUCACUCUUCAAUAAAUAAAAGUGGAAGGAAUCUUGGUAUUGCGUUCAUAUGGUAGACUCAAACAGAUACUAUAUAUAUGUGAGUGCUUGGUCUCCUCGGAAUUCAUAAGAGAAAAACAGCAGUUGCAAAGCCUCUCUUCUAUUACUUGCAGACCAUGGCAGGACGGUCCUUUCAACACCUUCUUAGCUUUCUUGUGCUUUUGCUGCUAUGUGCCAAACCUGGCCUCGGGAAUGUUACUGGGUGCAUAGAGAGGGAGAGACAAGCUCUCCUUCACUUCAAACGUGGCCUUGUCGAUGACUAUGGCCUUCUUUCUUCUUGGGGAGAUGAACAUGACAACAGAAAUUGUUGCAACUGGAGAGGAGUCCAGUGUAGUAACCAGUCAGGUCACGUCAUCAUGCUUCAUCUUCAAGCCCCUCCUUCUGAAUAUGCUUAUGAGUACCAGUCUCUAAGAGGUGAGAUAAGUCCUUCGCUGCUUGAAUUGGAGCAUUUGACUCAUUUGGAUCUCAGCUGUAUUGAUUUUGAAUGGAGGCAUAUACCUCCAUUCCUUGGUUUCCUCAGCAGAAUGCAGUACCUCAAUCUCUCUCAUGCCAAUUUCAAUCACACUAUUCCCACUCAACUGGGAAAUCUUUCCAACUUGCUUUCCCUUGACCUCAGCCAUAAUUAUUAUGACUUGAAUUCUGGGAACCUGGAGUGCCUUUCUCGUCUUUCUUCUUUAAGACACCUUGACCUGAGUUCUGUCGACCUUAGUAAAGCCAUCCACUGGUCCCAAGCAAUUAAUAAACUCCCUUCUCUCAUUCACUUGGAUUUACAAAGUUGUGGCCUCCCUCUCAUCCCUCCACUCACCAUUCCGUCUCUUUCCCAUGCGAAUUCCUCUGUCCCUCUUGUUUUCCUUGAUCUCUCUGUGAAUUAUCUCACUUUUUCAAUAUACCCAUGGCUGCUCAACUUUAAUACCACCCUCCUUCAUCUUGAUCUCUCUUUCAAUGAUUUAAACGGUUCGAUUCCGGAAUAUGCUUUUGGAAACAUGAAUUCGCUUGAAUAUCUUGAUCUCUCUAGGAGUUAUCUCACUUCUUCAAUAUACCCAUGGCUGCUCAACUUUAAUACCACCCUCCUUCAUCUUGAUCUCUCUUUCAAUGAUUUAAACGGUUCGAUUCCGGAAUAUGCUUUUGGAAACAUGAAUUCGCUUGAAUAUCUUGAUCUCUCUGGGAGUCAACUUGAUGGUGAGAUUCUGAAUGCAAUUAGAGACAUGAGUUCACUUGCAUAUCUUGAUCUCUCUGAAAAUCAACUACGAGGCUCAAUUCCAGAUACAGUUGGGAAGAUGGUUUCACUUUCACAUCUUGAUCUCUCUGGCAAUCAACUGCAGGGCUCAAUUCCAGAUACAGUUGGGAAGAUGGUUUUACUUUCACAUCUUGAUCUUUCUUUCAAUCAACUAUGGGGCUCAAUUCCAGAUACAGUUGGGAAGAUGGUUUUACUUUCACAUCUUGAUCUCUCUUACAAUCAACUGCAUGGCUCAAUUCCAGACGCAGUUGGGAAGAUGGUUUUACUUUCACAUCUUGAUCUCUCUGGCAAUCAACUGCAGGGCUCAAUUCCAAAUACAGUUGGGAACAUGGUUUUACUGUCACAUUUUGGUCUCUCUUACAAUCAAUUGCGGGGCUCAAUUCCAGACACAGUUGGGAAGAUGGUUUUACUUUCACGUCUUGAUCUCUCUAACAAUCAACUGCAGGGCUCAGUUCCAGAUACGGUGGGGAAGAUGGUUUUACUUUCACAUCUUGAUCUCUCUGGCAAUCAACUGCAAGGCUCAGUUCCAGAUACAGUUGGAAAAAUGGUUUUACUUUCACAUCUUGAUCUCUCUCGCAAUCAACUACAGGGCUGCAUUCCAGAUAUAGUUGGGAACAUGGUUUCUCUUGAAAAACUCUAUCUCUCUCAGAAUCAUCUUCAAGGACUGCAACUCUUGUUCUUGCAAUAUUAGCAUGGUUGAAUGCAAAUCGUCGUGUCCUUCCUUCUAUGAUAGAUUUUGGGAUGUAAUAGGUUUCUUGUUUUAUUUUGAGGAUUACUUAUGUUCAUUAGAUGCAUAUUUUACAUUUUAUUCAGAAAUUUGUGUGA